GUGUGCAUGGGCGCAGUUCUUUGGAUUGGCGACAUCCGAUCUCCGAUCUAGACAUAACCGACUACCGAAUACCGAUCGACAUGGUGCUGCUGAAAGUGAUCAAGUAUCUAGUGGGCUGCGUGGCGCGAGUCUGCAACGAGUUGUCCCAGAAUAUGUGUUCCCUGAACAAAAUGUUCAAGUACCACCUCCUGGAGGUCAGCUGAGGUCCUUGGAGCAGCGAUAAGCCCAUAAAAUUCGCCCAAAUUGUAUAUAUUUUGUAUAAUCCGUUGGUGAGCAAGUUUGUUGCUUAAGUCUUUUGUUAUGUGAUCCAAUAAAGCGUAUUCUAUCCACUCUAAA
Drosophila bipectinata is the source of this 336-nucleotide messenger RNA. RefSeq lists its product as uncharacterized. Lineage: Eukaryota; Metazoa; Arthropoda; Insecta; Diptera; Drosophilidae. The record is from RefSeq and is a predicted model, not a curated record.